Molecule: messenger RNA, 1809 nt
Organism: Puccinia graminis f. sp. tritici CRL 75-36-700-3
Lineage: Eukaryota; Fungi; Basidiomycota; Pucciniomycetes; Pucciniales; Pucciniaceae
Exons: 3
Coding region: 1-1809 (602 amino acids)
Source: RefSeq, a predicted model, not a curated record
AUGGAAUGCUCAGACGAUGAGGCGAAUCCUCAGGAAAGUGCGGCCGAUAGUCAAGCAUCCAGUCAUUCAUCUGAUCUAGUUGUUCGCCCUAAGAAUCCGGUUACCACCAAGAAUCAUCACCAGUCGCCAAAAUCCGCCCUGCCACUCGAUGACCUUCCAACCACUGAACAAGCAAAAAGCGCCCCACUUGGGUCCAAAUUGACUAGUAUCAGCACAUCAAGCCCAGCCACUAGUGGUGACCCGUCAGACGAUUCAGCAGCUCCCCGAACCGACAAGACUCUUGAGUUGCCAUCCGACUCUCCGGCCGUCCAACAUCGUACCUCUCAGCCCCCUCCUUCCACCAAUGUGCCUCCAAAGCAGGCCACAACUGAUCGUGAAAGGGUUGAAGAGACCCUUGAGUUGUCCUCCAACUUGACGGCCGUCCAAGAUCGUACCUCUCAGCCCCCUCCUUCCACCAAUUUGCCUCCAAAGCAGGCGACGACACCUACUGACCAACAAAGUCAAGAAAAAUCUGCUAAUCCAGGCACAUCCGGUGCUGAUUUGGCAACUCAGCAAACUGAUGAGACCCCCGAUCUUCUGGACGACUCUUCUGAGGCCACAACAGUCUCCACUUCUCCAAAGGAUCUCAGUGCAUCAUUACCAGCCUCAAGACCUGAUGUCGAAUUAUUGAAAUCGGCCAACAUUGGCACAUCCGGUGCUGAUUCGGCAACUCAGAGAGCUGACGAUACCCUCGACCUGCCCCUCAACCCCUCGGGAGCCACAACAGUCACCAAUGCUCAAAACGCUUCCAGUGAUGAGACCCCCGAUCUCCCCAACAGCGCGUCCAAGGCCACAACAGUCUCCGAUUACUCAAAGGCUUCCAGUGCACCAUUACCCGCCCCAAGACCUGACGUCGAAUUAUCAAAAUCAGCCAACGGUGGCUUAUCCAGUGUGGGUUCCGCAACUCAGAGAGCUGAUGAGACCCUCAACCCCUCGGAGGCCACAACAGCCACCAAUUCUCAAAGUUCUUCCAGUGCACCCGGCACAUCCGGUGCUGAUGAGACCCUCGACCUGCCCCCCAACCCCUCGGGGGCCACACCAGCCAACUCGUCAGAGGCCACAACAGCCAACAAAUCCCAAAAUGCUUCGAGUGCCUCAUCACAAAUUCAAAGGACUGAAUUGCCACAGGAGAGCUCUUGCACCACGUCCAACCACACCACUGCAUCUAAAGAGCAACCUGGAAGCACAGAUGAACGGUCAACCACUCCAGCUUCAGAGCCCCCUCACGAUAUCGAUCACAACGCAGAUCAAGAGCCUCCACCGCCAUAUGAAGACCUUCCAUCUCAUAGCCGCACCCCUCGCAAAGCUGCCAUUGACUCAAGGAAACGAAACUCUGGCGCAUCCGCUGGGCCGUCUUCGUCCAAGCCCCGAAAGCGCAAAAAAACAUCAAAGACAGAUGAAAACCCGCCAGAAGGUACUGAUUCGGAGGCUGAGUCCAACUUUGAGAUAUUGGAGGGCCCAAUAAAUUUAACCCGGUUGAUACGGCCCACAUCAUUGAAGAACGGAUCUGAUAUGGAAGACAUUCUUGAAGACAUCAAGAGCAAUGGGACUGAUGCUGCUGUGCACAUGUAUGCCAUGUUUGGGGACAUUAUCGACGUCAAUCGCCUCCACCGUUGCUUGAAACCAGGAACACAUCAGACAGCCAGUCUUGCAACACCCCAAGACCCAAACUUGCCAUCUGUACUCGCAAGUCCGCUCAACUUUGGUCAGAACAUGCUCCAGACAUUCACAAGAGGAGUUUUCUGGAUAUCAUCGACUCCUGAUCUAUAG